Molecule: messenger RNA, 255 nt
Organism: Clonostachys rhizophaga
Lineage: Eukaryota; Fungi; Ascomycota; Sordariomycetes; Hypocreales; Bionectriaceae
Source: the annotation of a GenBank genome assembly
AUGGCGAUCACCUACCUGGGUUUGGUUCAACUGGUGACAAACCAGGCCAGCUUCACCCAUGGAGAUGGAAGACGAGGAGAGAAGGAAUUGUCAAUAACAGCCCGAUAUACGAGUCCGGCCCAAGAAAUCCGCUCGAUUGCCCAAGAUCAGCCGGAGCUGCGGCGCCCCAUCGUGGACGAUGCCGUCGCAAGUGUCACGUUGGAGCAUCCGGUUGGCUUCUAUCUUGUAGACAGGCGUGAGUUUAAGGCCCUCUAG